Sorghum bicolor (sorghum) is the source of this 1063-nucleotide messenger RNA. RefSeq names its product monothiol glutaredoxin-S4, mitochondrial. The record is from RefSeq and is a predicted model, not a curated record. Lineage: Eukaryota; Viridiplantae; Streptophyta; Magnoliopsida; Poales; Poaceae. The transcript is spliced from 7 exons. The coding region runs from base 150 to 707 and encodes 185 amino acids.
AAGCCCGCUACAGAGGAGAAUGACUAGUCCCAUUGGCCUCCUCCGCUGCAGGUUCUCGCCGACUCCCCUUCUUCUCCGACCUUCGCCGCUCGCCCGCGGCGGCGCCUCCUCCCCUCCCACUCCUCGUCGUCGAUCUCGUCUCGGGUACCAUGGCGAGAUUACUCUCCACCGCCCUCGCGAAGGGACUUAUGAGAUCGUCCCGCGCAUGGACACCAGCUGCUGUGUCACGACCAGCUAUCCAGCAGUUUAUGAACUACUCAUCAGGUCUUGGCGGUGCUCCUAAUACAAAUGGGGACUCAAUGGCAACACGAGUAGCUGCUGAUCACGAUACACAUCAAGAUUUUCAGCCAACAAGUAAAAGUUCAGACAUGUCUUUCAGUGACAUUGUUGCUCAGGAUGUCAAGGAGCACCCUGUCGUCAUCUAUAUGAAGGGUUAUCCUGAUGCUCCUAGGUGUGGAUUCAGUGCAUUAGCAGUGAAGGUCCUCCAGCAAUAUGGUGUCCCCAUCAGUGCUAGAGAUAUUCUUUCAGAUCUCAAGCUCAAAGAAAGUGUUAAAGCAUACAGUAACUGGCCUACGUUUCCACAAAUAUUUAUCAAAGGAGAGUUUGUUGGGGGCUCUGAUAUCAUACUCACCAUGCACCAGAAGGGUGAACUGAAGGAACUGCUUGGUGAUAUUGCACAAAAAGGCGAACAAAGUGGUUCGUCAUGAAAGUGGUAUUUAUGGUGCAAACUUCUCGGACUGGAUGUUCUUUCUCAGAAGGUUUUUGGUGAUCUUGCGUUGUCAUCCUGUGGCCUCGGAUUUGAAUAUGUUCCGUGUUUUCUUCUGUUCUUGCCAGUUGUGAUGGAAGAUCCACUGAAGGCUCAACUGCAGGACAGCAGGAGUAACCAAAGUUCUUGUUCUUGAUAAAUAAUAAAUGCUAAUGCUCGACGCUGUUCUUUUUAUGCAUUAAGUUGUUUUUAAACUGAAUCGGUGCUGUUGAAACAUGUAAUUAGUACGUGACAUGCUCAUACGCUCUAUGUUUCGUACUUUUUUACAGUAACUAUUUUUGCUUUGUCCUACCCGAA